Molecule: messenger RNA, 1619 nt
Organism: Exaiptasia diaphana
Lineage: Eukaryota; Metazoa; Cnidaria; Anthozoa; Actiniaria; Aiptasiidae
Product: retinol dehydrogenase 7
Exons: 2
Coding region: 690-1409 (239 amino acids)
Source: RefSeq, a predicted model, not a curated record
AUCAAGACAUUCGUAUGUGGGGAAGUUGCAAUUGCCGCAGAACAAUAGAAGGUUGCCUGCUUUUUGCGCGCAUUGUUACUUAACAAAUCUGUUCUUGUUCUUAUGGCAAAGAUUUUYGCACUGAAGGUUUUCGCAGUCCAGGUGUUUCAGUCCUGUCCGGCAUAUAUUUUACAAUCUGAGAAUAUUCCAGAGAAUAUCCAGGCGUUCUGGUAAAUUAUGAUAAAAUUUUCAUAAAAUUAUCUUUUGUAAAUUUUAUUUAUGUGUGGAAAUAAAUAUKUUAUUAUAUAGUGGUCCAGAUCGUUUUUGGAGUUCCUUCAGGUCAAUACCUACUUUCUUUUGCAUUGCAAAARUCGGCACUUAUGGCAAAGAUUUUCGCACUGAAGGUUUUCGCAGWCCAGGUGUUUCAGUCCAGUCCGGCAKGURUUUUACAAUCUGASAAUAUUCCAGAGAAUCCAGGCGUUCUGGUAAAUUAUGAUAUUCAAAUGUCGUUCUAGGUAUCCUAGAGAAAGAGAAGGGCUGAGGGGAAAAAAGCAAUGCUAACUUUAAACCAUCACUGAAUAGCUGUAACACUAAACUACAGGGAACAUAAGAUCGAUAAUAUGUGUUUUGUGAUCUAUUAUUUUCCCUACAGUGGUCUACAGUCUCUCGAGGUCUUUAUAAGCAUUGCACAAUAGCCUAUCUCAUUAAAAAUGAAGUAUAUAUUUGGUAUUCAAAUGAUCACCGCAUGGGACUCCGACAUUGGGAUUACGACAUURCCAGGAACCAGAGAAAGAUACGAAAACGAGAAAAUGGAGAUUGAAUGGAACUCCUUGCUGAUCACAUUGAUAUUACCAAUUCUUUACCUAGCAUUCACURCAUUGAAAAAGAUUCUUCUUCCAAAGCCUAGAGUGUCCUCACUCGAUAAGAAAUACAUUCUCAUUACUGGCUGCGACAGCGGAUUUGGUAAAAGUACAGCCGUACGUUUGGAUCGACUAGGACUCAAUGUAUUUGCCACAUGCUUAACAAAAGAAGGGAAAGAAAACUUAGAGCGUCUCUGCAGCAGAAGACUUACUGURAUCAUUAUGGAUGUUACAGAUUCUGCACAAAUUCGUAAUUGUCUUCAGAUCGUCCAGAAGAAAAUUCCUCCAAAUGAAGGUCUCUGGGCAUUAAUAAAUAAUGCUGGAUGUAUGACGUUUGGGCCACUGGAGUGGUUUAGUUUAGAUGAUUACAAGAAAAUGGCCGAUGUAAAUCUCUGGGGCUUGAUUGACAUGACAAAACACUUUCUCCCUUUGAUCAAAAAGGCGAAGGGAAGAGUUGUGAACUUCUCUAGCAUUGCAGGUAAGCUGUCGAAAGUUCUGGGCCUUUCUUCGUGUCCCAAAAUCUAUUGCAUUCUGCGUUUCGUUGUAUUGUAUUUUCCUCUGUUAUCAUGAUUGGCGUUGUUUCGGUACUCGAAGUAUAAGCCAAAGUUCAAAAUUGAUUUUUUUCCACAAUGAAAACGUAGCCUGUGUUAAAACCGGAAUUUCUCCGGAAGUAACACAGGCUACGAAAACCUAAUGGAAAGACAAUAAGCUGACGUUCGUUAGAUCCCGAAGUUUAGUCUUGUUUCCGGAUUUUCUUUUAUGCGAACCUGAGUGGAUCAA